Messenger RNA from Misgurnus anguillicaudatus (oriental weatherfish), 3220 nucleotides. RefSeq names its product F-box and leucine-rich repeat protein 4 (gene fbxl4). Gene Ontology annotation, biological process: SCF-dependent proteasomal ubiquitin-dependent protein catabolic process. Gene Ontology annotation, cellular component: SCF ubiquitin ligase complex. Lineage: Eukaryota; Metazoa; Chordata; Actinopteri; Cypriniformes; Cobitidae. Gene Ontology annotation, molecular function: protein binding. The record is from RefSeq and is a predicted model, not a curated record.
AGCGGAUGUUUUUAUUCCGCGUGAGUUGUAAAGAAUGUACGAGCGAAUACAGCAGAAGUAAGAUAUGGACCGACAGCAGCAACAUUCAGAUCAACGAUCAUAUCAUUUUAGGACUCUUAAAUAUUGUGGUUAAACACACACUUUUUAGACAUCAUCUGCAUAAUGCUGUUAAGGUUACACUGAAACGGAGGAAGGCAAGUGUAUGAAGGUCAUGCAUGUCGCUUGGCCUAUAGCCUGUUCUAAAUCCUGAACCCAGUUGCGCUACAGCACAGGGAAGGGAAAGUGGGCGUGCUUUCUGACUCGAACCCAGCCCUGCUGCUCCAUGUUUCCUAUGCUAACCCUUCUGAGCAUGUUUUACUAUAUCUGUCUGCGGCGGCGCUCCAGGAGCGGGACGCGGAGUGAGGCAUUGGGCAGUCGGCGGGCCGUGGAGCUGGGCCAGCGUUCGGCACUGCCCGUCACGGUGGAGGUGGAGCAGUAUGGCAAGGAGGUCCUGGACUUCAGCUCUCACUACGGCAGUGAGAACAGCAUGUCUUACACCAUGUGGAACCUAGCGGGUGUGCCUAACGUCUACCCUAGCUCAGGAGACUUUACUCAGACGGCCGUGUUCCGGACUUAUGGAGGUUGGUGGGGGCAGUGUACGAGCGCCUCACCUCCUUUCCGCCGUACGCCAUCAAAUUUCCACAGCCAGGAUUUCCUGGAGCUGGCCUUCGAGGAGCCUGUCUAUCCCACGGCUGUGGAAGUGCUGGAGACUUACCACCCUGGGGCAGUUGUCAAGAUCUUGGCAUGCUCACUCAACCCAUUCUCCCAAAACCCACCAGCUGAUGUUAGGUGGGAGGUCCUGUGGGCCGGUAAGCCCACCAAAGCUCUGACCCCUCAAGCUCGCCAGUUCUCACCCAGCAUCAGGCAGAUCAGCUUUGCCACCAAUCUGCUGCGUCUGGAAGUGAACAGCUCUCUGUUGGACUACUACACCGAGCUGGAUGCAGUGAUCCUGCGUGGUGUUCGGGAGAGACCCAUUUUGGCCCUUUAUAAGAUCCCGGUCAUUGACAUCAGUGAUCUGAGUGACAGCGAUGAGGAGAUAAGUGAGGUUGGAGGACUCUGCUGCAGGUCAGGUGGAGAAAACAAGCACAACCUGGGAAACGGCUACUUUGAUAGGCUACCUUAUGAGCUGAUCCAACUGAUUGUAAGUCACCUGGCGCUUCCAGACUUGUGCCGAUUGGCUCAGAGCUGCAAGCUCUUUCACAAGCACUGCUGUGACCCGCUGCAGUACAUUCAGCUGAGCCUGCAGCCGUACUGGGCCCGGCUUACUGAUGCCUCCCUGUGCCACCUACAGAGCCGCUGCACACUCCUGCAGAGGUUAAACAUGUCCUGGACAGGCAACCGGGGAGCUGUGACGGCCACUGGGUUCUGCAGCUUUGUAAAGGCCUGUGGGCUCAGUCUGGUGUGUUUGCAGUUGUCAUGCUGUCAUUUCCUGACUGAAGCGUGUUUAGAGGUGAUCGCCCAGAUGUGUCCGUCCCUGCAGGAGCUGAAUUUGGCUUCCUGUGACCGUCUGCAUCCUCAGGCCUUCAAUCACAUCGCCAAACUCCCUAAACUGCGCAGACUCGUGCUUUAUCGCACCAAAGUUGAGCAAUCAGCCAUGUUAAACAUCCUCACAUUCUGCCCAGAGCUCAGGCACCUUAACCUGGGAAGUUGUGUAAUGAUCGAGGACUACGAUGUAGUAGCGAGCAUGCUCAGUGCACGCUGCCGUUCCCUGCGCUCUCUCGACCUGUGGCGCUGCAGGAACCUGAGCGAGCGUGGGCUAGCGGAGCUGGUUACGGGCUGCAGGCUGCUAGAGGAGCUGGACCUGGGUUGGUGCUCCACGCUUCAGAGCAGCUCCGGCUGCUUCCAGCAUUUGGCCCGCAGCUUGCCACGCCUUCGCAAGCUCUUCCUCACCGCCAACCGCACUGUGUGCGACUCCGACCUGGAGGAGCUGGCUGCUAACUGCAAUGCACUGGAGCAUCUUGAUAUACUGGGCACGCGGAUGGUGAGCUCUGCCUCUCUGCGGAAAUUACUGCAAUCCUGUCCUCGGUUGAAGCUGCUGGAUGUGUCCUUCUGCUCCCAGAUCGACUCUCGCGUUGCCCAGGAGCUUAGUGGCCUUUUCCCCAAUGUGUCCAUAAAGAAGAGUUUCACUCAGUAAAACUCGAUCUGUGGCAGGAGCAGAUUCAAAUGGUUCAUAUGAUUCUCUAAAACAUUGGUGAGUUAGGGACUGGGGUGCAUUCUGGUGCUGUGAACUUAGACAUGCUGUCUUGAACUGCACAGAGCUAUGAACUGCCACGUGGAGGAACUGUUUCCAAGAUAUUAUGGAUGUCUCGGCUUGAAUUGUCUCAUUGUUUAUUGAAUCACACAUUUCACAAGACCUCAGUUUUUGAUCUUAAUCUCAGGGUUUUAUUUUUAAGAGACAAUUGUAACAUGCUGUACAACUGCCGAAUAGUUUUGUUUUAAGCGCACUUAUUCAAGUGUAAGAAGGCUCAGAACCAUGUUUUUAUUUCCAUUGUAAUUUCGAAUUGAUGUUGAAUAUUGUAAAAUAAUAUAAUAGUAACAUGCUCUAAUUUAAUUAUUUAUUCAUAUAAUUUCAGGGCCACGUUGACUUCAAUCGUGGGUACAAAAAUCUUAUUUGGCAAUACUUUGUGUGAAGCUUUGCCCAUGAUUGAGUCAAUACUGUUAUGCACAUAUGAUCUCAACAGGGCAAGAACUACAGCUUUUGUCUGUUGUAAAAUGUACAUUUCCUUUCACACAGGUGCAUGGUAACUGGUACUGUAAAUAACAUAUUCUUGUGCCUUAGGAGAAAGUGCUUUGUAUGUUUGUGGGUUGUCUAUAUUGUGCUAUGCUAAAUUGUCAUUUGCCAAAAUCACCAUAAACCAAAGGGAUUUUUUUUAAAGCAAAAAAAAAAGAAAUAGUUUAAGUGCUUUUGGUGUAAGAAAAUUUGUUUAUUUUAUACCUUUUAUUUUUAAUUUGCGGUAUGUUAUUUACUAAAAUUAUAUUAUUAACUAAAAAUGGAAGCAACCUUAAAGAGUAUACAGAUUGAAUUUAUGUUCAUUUGACGCUGUACUAAGUUACUCCCUUUAUGGUCGUUUUGAAAAUUGUAUUAAAUUUGUGCCAUUUAAAUGCAGAUGGCUUUUAGCAUUGUUUCAGAUCUGAGAAUGACUCAUGAGGUCUUGGUUCAAUAAAGUGAGGCUUAAUAACA